This is a messenger RNA of Sander lucioperca (pikeperch), 2020 nucleotides long. RefSeq names its product transmembrane and ubiquitin-like domain containing 2 (gene tmub2). The transcript is spliced from 3 exons. The record is from RefSeq and is a predicted model, not a curated record. Lineage: Eukaryota; Metazoa; Chordata; Actinopteri; Perciformes; Percidae. Bases 167 to 1201 code for a protein of 344 amino acids. Gene Ontology annotation, molecular function: protein binding.
GUCUCCAAAACAAGCGCUCCCAACUGCCCGGCGAUGACGUCACGCCGUCUCGUCCCGUAGCCUCUGUGUUUAUUAUGUGGUUUUUAAGGAGCAGCUGCUAACUAGCAUCGAGCCUCGGCUUCAAACAUGCUCUGAUUUAUACAGCUGGCCGGUUUGGAGGACAGAGAUGGCAGUGUGUGCACUGACCAUGCUGGAUGGGAUGGAGGAUGAGGUCACGGCAGCAGGCGGUGUGUUUCUCCUGGUCCUGGCCCUCGUCUUCGCUUGGCUUUCAACCCACGUGGCCGACCGGGGAGACCACAUACUGGGCACCAUCCUCACUGUGGGUGCUCAUGCCUCUCUGAUCGGACUGGGAGGUCACGACAGCUACAGCGGAGGCUCUCCUAGCGCCGACACUCCGGAACAGCAAGCUCCUCCACCUUCUCAGGAGAACAAGCCGGAUGACGGCGAGCCUGGGACUGAGAGGGGAGAGGGGGAGGAGACUGGGGAGGGAGCUGAGGGGGUUCGGCCUGAUCUCCUGCUAGACAUACAGAGCAAACAACUACAGGCUGGAAGAGUGCAUACGUCAGAUGAUGAUGAUGAUGAGGAGGAGGAGGAGGAGGAGGAUGAUGAUGAUGAUGAUGAGGAGGAAGAGCUGGAGGAGGAAGAUAAAAAGAUUAUAAAGCAUAUCCCAGUAUUGUCCAGCACCAUCUGCCCCAUCACCACCACCACUUCUACUACCGCUUCCAUCUCUGUCCGUCUGAAGUAUUUAAAUGACACGGAGGAGGUAGCUGUUCUAGAACCAGAGGAUACAGUGGGAGUACUGAAAAGUAAAUACUUCUCAGGUCGGGAGCAUCAAAUAAAACUUAUCUACCAAGGCCAGUUGCUGCAGGAUCCCAAGAAGACUCUGUUAUCCCUAAACAUUACACACAACAGUGUGAUCCACUGCCACAUCUCCCAGGCCCUGCACGAGGCUACUCCAGAGGAAGGGGCUCAGUCUGGGCCCGGAGCAGGAGUUGGCUCUGGGGUCUCUGGAGGAUUCAGGGCUGCUGGUGUGGCCAUCAGCACCAGCAGCCUGGUGGUGCCUGUGUUUGUGGUGAUACUGGCCGUGGUGUGGUACUUCCGCAUCAACUACAGGCAGUUCUUCACCACCCCUGCGACCAUCUCCCUUGUGGGAGUCACUGUGUUCUUCAGCUUUCUGAUAUUUGGGAUGCACAGCCGCUAAAAAGGCAGAGAGGGGGAACACGCUUACAGCUGAAUGUUGUGUGGUAAAAUAAAAAUAACUACAGCAGUGGGCGGUGCCUGGAGAGAUGGACUAAUCAAAACGGGGCUUGGAACAGACGCCACAGCUGAUUGGAUGCCUGCAGAGUGUGUGUGUGUGUGUGUGUGUGGGUGGCUAGGUAAGGCUGUUUGUGCAUGUAACAAGAUAAAAGUGAUUGUACAGUAUAUGUGGAAUAAAUAAUCAUCUGUGAGUGAGUGAAGUUCAGCUGAAACCGGACCAUACUUUGGCUCCUCUCCAAACAUGACUUAGUGGUUCACACCAUGUUCAAACACUAGCUUUAUGCGCUCUUUUAUUGUUGCUAAUGCUUUCUUGUUUGUCUUUGUUUUUUAGGCCACCAUUUCUGUGUUAAAAACAAUUAUAAUUAACUGAUAGAUGCAAUAAUCUAAAACCUUUUGGAACCACUCAACGUGCUGUGUGCCAGUUCAACCGCCGUUAUUUUUGAAUGAAUCAAGCUCUGUGUAAGCAAAUAUGGACUUGUGCAGCUGCCCCAGUGCUAGGCUAAAAUGUUCAGAUAUUUUUGUUGCUCAAAUACUGUUGCUAUGUAGAAAUAGGCUAAUUUAAAUAAUCACUAGACAUGAAAAUAGACAUUUUUUGAGAAGAUAUUGUAAAUAUAUUGUGUAUUUUCUGUAAAUAAAAUGAUAGAAUGAAUCAGAUGAACCUGCAUCUGGCACUUAAAGAUUUGGAGGGUGACAUGGAACCCUCCUGAUUAUGCUGGACUGCUCUGGCUUCAGUGAUGUCUCAAAUUAAAGCAUUUCAAACCAA